AUGGACAACUUAAUAGCCUCUCCGGCGUCGUCGCCGGCAUCACCACCGACCCUUCGCCCGCCUCGUGAGACGUCAUCACCGCCAUCAUCGCCGCUCUCCGAGUUCUCAAAGACCCCAUCACCGCCUUCGUCGCCCUCCUUGCUUGCCUUGGACCCGUCUAAGCGGUAUCCGUCGCCAAGCGCAACAUCACAGUCGGGCGGUGCGUCUCCUCGCAAAAUGGACCGCGAUGGCGAUGGCGAUGGCGAUGGCGACGGGCCACCGCCUGCGAAGAGGCGGCGCGUGCAGCCCCCUCCGAAGCGCCCACGAAUGACGCGGCAUCUCGACCUCAAUGGUAUGGCUGGCUCCGACGCCUGCGAAGAGGAACUGGGAUACCUCAUUCGGGCACUCCGCAAAAAGAAGAAGAUUGUUGUCAUUGCUGGCGCUGGCAUUUCCGUCUCUGCAGGAAUCCCCGACUUCCGGUCAUCUACUGGCCUCUUCACCACCCUUCGCGGCCAGCACGGCCUCAAGGGCUCCGGCAAACACCUCUUCGACGCCUCUGUCUACAAGCACGACUCGUCUACCUCCUCCUUCCAUUCGAUGGUCCGCGAAUUGGCCCACAUGACCGAUGCGGCCGUACCAACGCCUUUCCACCACAUGCUUGCAUCCAUUGCGCACGAGGGCCGCCUCAUGCGCCUCUAUUCACAAAACGUCGAUUGCAUCGACACAAAGAUGCCCCCGCUUGCCACCAACGUACCACUCAACGUCAAGGGCCCGUGGCCGACGACCGUCCAGCUGCACGGAGGCCUUGCGAAGAUGGUCUGCUCAAAGUGCGGCCAGCUGGAGGACUUUGACGGCUCUCUUUUCGACGGCCCCGAAGCGCCAGCCUGCUCUCAAUGCACUGUUAUGGACGAGGUGCGCACAGCGGUUGCCGGCAAGCGCAGCCACGGUAUUGGGCGUCUGCGCCCCCGCAUUGUUCUGUACAACGAGUACAACCCCGACGAGGAGGCGAUUGGCAUGGUGUCGAAAGCGGAUCUGCGCCGCGGCGCCGACGCUGUAAUCGUGGUUGGCACGAGUCUCAAGAUCCCCGGUGUGCGUCGUCUCGUCAAGGAGCUGUGCCACACGACCCGCAGCCGCCGCGACGGCUUUACGGCUUGGAUCAAUGUCGAUCCCGAACCGCAGGGUGCCGAGUUCAAGGACUGUUGGGACCUCAUCGUUCGCGGCAGCAGUGACGAUGUCGCACGCUUGACUGGACUCCCGCACUGGGAUGCUCCUGAUGUGGGCAGCCCGAGCAGCUGGGGCGUUACCGGCGACGAGGACCUUGGCUCGCUGAAGCUGGAGGUCGUUCUAGAGGACCGCUCCCCAGCCAAGCCCCGUGCCAGCAAGGCCGGCGAGAAGACCACCAAGAAGGAGCCGAGCAGCACCCCGCGGAAGGCUCUUCCCAAACCACCUAGCAAGGCCAAGAUUCUGACCAAAUCAACAUCAUCACCCACCGCCGCCAUGCCGACACCGAUUUCGAGCCCGAAACCCGCCAGAAAGCGCCUACCCGAGGCCCGGCAGAGCAAGCUUCCGUUCCAGCAGGUCAAGAAGGGCGACAAGGCCGCCCAAUCAAGCGCUGCGACCGAGAAGCAAAAGGACUCAAAGCCGCCCGUUGCCGUCAAGAAGGCGGCUGUGGCCUCGAAGCUACCUACGGCUGCCAAGAAAGAGCGCCAUGCCCUCCCAGCCAGCAAACCGCAAGACCGCAUCGUGGUGCAAGGCAAGGUCACGAAGGCCAAGAAGGAGGACAAGGCCCCAACGAAGAGUAUUGCACUCACGUUCCGCGCCACGAAGCACAUUCCUGCCUCGACACCUGAGGUCAAGAAGCGGAAGCCAUUGCCAUCUGGGAAAUCAAAGGUCAAUACCAGCGACAAGCGCGCCGGCUGCAAUACGUCCGUUGUCGCGGCGGAUGUUUCUGGGCUCUCCGACCUGUCCGACCUCUCGUCACCUCCGGAGAGCAUCAAGCGUCAGUUGUCCGCAGACUUCUCGAUGCUGCCGAGCCUGCGUGACAGCGCCGGCAGCAGCCCGCUCGCGCGCGACCGAUAUGUACUUGGUAAGGAGAACCGCUUUUCGGAAGACGCCAUCCAGCGCGCUCUCGACGGUAAGAUCCGGCAGCCGUCCUCCCUGUCACUCGAGCAUCCCACACCACGCACUCCGCCGUCGUCGAGUAGCCGUCGUGGAUCCGACGCCAAAACGAUUUCGCCAGAGUCGAUUCCCAACGGCAUGACUCCUCUGAUCGACUAA
Messenger RNA from Sporothrix brasiliensis 5110, 2256 nucleotides. Its product is annotated as sir2 family histone deacetylase. Gene Ontology annotation, molecular function: histone deacetylase activity, NAD-dependent; NAD+ binding. Lineage: Eukaryota; Fungi; Ascomycota; Sordariomycetes; Ophiostomatales; Ophiostomataceae. The transcript has 2 exons. The coding region runs from base 1 to 2256 and encodes 751 amino acids. The record is from RefSeq and is a predicted model, not a curated record. Gene Ontology annotation, cellular component: mating-type region heterochromatin. Gene Ontology annotation, biological process: negative regulation of transcription by RNA polymerase II; pericentric heterochromatin formation; regulation of DNA repair.